CUCAACUUCAUUUCAUGGAUGAGAUGGUCUAUUGCCUUUAAUAACAUUUAAUAUAGUGAUGUUUACGUAAUUCAGCCGUCGGACAUCCGGCUCGACAAGUGGGUUGGUCAGUCAAGCUGGGGUGCUAAAAGAGUUGAUCUGUGUCACGAAGACAAGCAGCGCUUCCAUUGGCCUGGAAUUUCAACGCAACUUCUCUCGCCCUCUCUUGUUAUUAUUUUUACUGCAAAAGGACCCUUCUUCUCUCUCUUCUGGUUGAAAUCAACUUUCUCAAUUCCCUAUUUAUGAGCAGUGACCAUCGAAAUAAGACUUUAUCGCCUCGGUCACAUAAAGCACUCCCUCCGGCGAUAAAAACUCCUAAACAAAGUCAAUUCACAUUGGGCAUUCACACUAGCUCUUCUGACAAAAGCAAUGGUGGUCAAUCUUCGUCUACGCAAUUCCAUUCCAUCACACCACAAUCGUUCCAACAAGCUUUGGGAGUAGGAGAUCCCUCAAAUCCAGCAUUUCAUUCACGACCAAGGCAGCGACGUCCAGGCUUCUCAUGCAACACAUGCCGAAAGCGUAGAGUACGUUGCGACAGGUCUCACCCUGUCUGUAAUCGGUGCCGUGGUAAACGAACCUGUACCUAUCCUGACACAAAUCGGGCGAGGAAAAAAUCUUCUCAACCUUCCAGCUCUGAAGAUAGCCCAACGCAUGAAAAUCGAAUAGUAUACACCAUUCCAUCUCGGCGGCCUGUAACACCAUCAACUCGUGCAGUUUAUCGAAGUUCUGCCUCUCCAUCGCCUCUUUCGCCGAGCCUGUUGGCAUACCCUAGUCCAAAUACACCUGAGAGUACCACAUCAACACCUAAAAGCUCUAUGUCACCCAUUGUCCCCAAUGCUCUCUUCAAACGACAACGACGACUAAGCUUCUCGUCGGAAGAAGAUAUAAAAACCCUUAUUACGAACAAAGAAACCCAAAUACAAUUGCAUCAAGAUUCUCAUGAAGACUUGUUAGUUCAACUCCUGGAAGCUACUGGAUGGGAGAUCUAUCCAAUUGGCAAUGGUGUCGUUCGUUUCGAGACCAACAUCGGUAAUACCGAACAAUUGCGAACACUCAUAACCAGGACCCUGGAUAUACUACAUGACAAAGGAAAUGCCAUGACCAUGCCGGUUCCAGAUCCCUUCGGAUUACAAAGUUCGGCCGAUCGCCGCACGCAGCUUCAACGUCGUUUGCCACAGGGCAUAUACCAUUUAUCGCUGUUCGAAAGACUUUCUAUGAUCACGAGGCCUGGAGCUUGGCAUCCGGAUAUGAGCAGUACCCCUCCAUUUCAGCAACUCUCGACAGACAAACAUAUCAUGGUCAUCACUCCCAAGCAUAUUCCGCAUUAUAUUGGGCAUUGGUGUGGUUGUGGCUUACCAUUUCCCAUUAUUCUUUCCCCCAUAAAGGAAAUGAAAAAUGCUCCACAUAGUCGCAUCAAGAGGGACAGGCUGAUAUCCAUAUUGAGCUACAUGAUACCCCAUUAUUGUUUCUGGCACUCAUGGUCACCACUUGGCCAUAGCGUCCACUAUCAUCGAGAGUGCGGCAAAGAAUACCACAAGAAUGCACAAAUAUCAUGUGAUGAUCCCUGCGACUUGAAUCAGCUAUUCCACCUUUUGAUGAGCGUGGCCAGAGACUAUGAUCGAGGCAAUAUGCAGUCAGCUUAUCUCACCAUGGGCAUUACCAUUAGCCUAUGCUUCAAUCUUGAUUUACAUAAACGCCAUGGCUACGACCGCUACACGGAUCCUCACGAAAAAGAGUUUGCUAAAAGGAUGUUUUGGUCAUUAUGGUGGUUUGACACUACCGUUCCUCAACUAUACAGCUCGCCUGCUGUCAUUGACCCAGAAGAUGUCACCGCCGAGUAUCCAGACAUUCUCACCGACUACGACCAUGAGGAGCGGUUGCAAAUUAAGUACAUGCAACUGGUUCUUCAAUCUAGACGGCUCAAUCGAAUUCUAGCCAAACGUAUGAAAGACAGAUCCGCGGAUUUCGAUGAAGAAGAUGAACUCGACUUUUUAUUUGAACAGGAUCAAGAACUUCGGUCAUACUAUCAUACGCAUCACUCGACCCUUGCUAUUCAACAAUUGCAAAAUAUUGCCAUCAUGCAAGAUAUGUGGCGAAGGCGAACUCUCUGUUUAUCCAUGGCCGACUACUGUAUGAAUUGGCUAUCGUUGUAUCAACGGCAUCUGCCUUCUGCAGCUCGCACAGAGCCGCUGUCAGAACUUCAUAAUUUAGCGUUGCGUAUAUGCUCUGAAGCGGCUGACAUCUUGACCGCCCUGUUUGAUGCCUGGUUCAGCGCCUGCGGCCUGAAUUUUGACUGUGUUUUCCGCCCUUGUCUUUUCCAUUUCUUGGGUUCUAUAACUAUACAUAAGUAUUUAAUUGUUUGCCCUUGGGUUUCCCGUGAUCGAGCUUCGAAAUCAAUUCAGUCCGUCAAGCUCAUGCUCAGACAUUACGUGAAAACCCCUAUGCAAAACUUAUUCCCAAAGUCUCAUAUUUAUAUCGACAUCAAAGACUUCUUCAAAAAAUUCAAUAUUGAAGAUGACGACGAUGAUCAAAUUUACUGGAUACCUAUAUAUGACAGCCUGUGGAAUAAUGCCGAUAUCGACUUCCACAUCUUGAACAAACCCUAUGGAACUGAUUCUUGAAGCCCUGUGCGCCUACUUUCCAUUGCUGGCCAAUGUCCCAGUUUACAAUUAUCCCACCCCCUUCGUUAUAACAUAACAUCAUAGAUGAGCCACUAUUGCAGUAGUGUAGUAGCUUUUACCACGUGUACCUUUCUUUCUCCUUUCUUUUCUUUUUUCAAAAACCUGCCUGCCAUUUAGUUUCGUUGCUUGGUCAACCUUGUGUUUGUACUUGCCAAUGUACAAUAUUCUUCUAUUCAGUAUACUCCUUUUUCGACAUGUUCAUUGU
This is a messenger RNA of Umbelopsis ramanniana AG, 2925 nucleotides long. RefSeq lists its product as uncharacterized. Gene Ontology annotation, molecular function: DNA-binding transcription factor activity, RNA polymerase II-specific; zinc ion binding; DNA binding. Bases 282 to 2660 code for a protein of 792 amino acids. Gene Ontology annotation, biological process: regulation of DNA-templated transcription; DNA-templated transcription. The record is from RefSeq and is a predicted model, not a curated record. NCBI's taxonomy places the organism in Eukaryota, Fungi, Mucoromycota, Umbelopsidomycetes, Umbelopsidales, Umbelopsidaceae. The transcript has 3 exons.